Messenger RNA from Closterium sp. NIES-67, 1024 nucleotides. The record is from the annotation of a GenBank genome assembly. NCBI's taxonomy places the organism in Eukaryota, Viridiplantae, Streptophyta, Zygnematophyceae, Desmidiales, Closteriaceae.
ACGCGAAAUUGGCGAUUGCUGGCAUCACGUACCCAGAGCAGACAAAGUGUCUCAAGAUGCUCAGCCUGCUGCCCGAGUCUUGGCUGCAAUUUAUAAGCGGACUCAGCUUGCCACAAAACCAAAGUCAAUGGACAUUGGAGUGGAUUCGCACCAAGAUUCUGGAAGAAGAUUUUCGUCGCUAUACACUGCGUGGAGGUGAUGACAGCACCAGCGGCUAUGCCAUGCAAGGGACAUGGAGAGAUCGAGGGCGUGGCAAUCGCGGUCGCUCUUACUACAACCAAGGUGGUCGCGGGACUUGGAACCAGCGGGGGCAUGGUGGCGCUGGUGCAAGAGGAAGAGAUCCCUGCACUGAUAUGGGAAUCAACAAAGAAGGAGUUGGGAGAAGUUAAGGCGGGAUCUGGAGUCCAGGGGGAGUGUAAUGGAGGUAGUGCUGCAGGAGUGACGGUUUCUGCAAGGUCGGGGGAGACUGAUUGGGAAACCGCACACAAGCGUCUAGGGCAUGGACAGUACAUCAACACCUUGGCUGAGAAGUACUCUCUGCAGGAAGAACAGACAGUGGUCACACCUUUGCCUUCCGAGUUCAAACUCAUAAAGGCAGCUGAAGGAGAAGGAGUUGAGUGUGAAGACCAGAGGCAAUUCCAAUCCAUGGUCGGGAGCCUACUCUACGCUGCUGUGCAUACUCGGCCUGACAUCAGCUUUGCUUAGGCGGAUACAUCUGCAUGGUGGGAGGUGGGCCUGUAAGUUGGAGGUCCAAGAAGCAGUCUGAGACGGCACUAUCUUCAAUGGAAUCUGAGUACAUGGCGAUGUUUCAUGCGGCAAAAGAAAUCAUCUGGCUAAGGAGGCUCUUGAAGGAGAUCGGCCAUGAACAGACUUCCAGCCGACUUCCUUACCAAGCGGCUAGCUGAAGAGCCACACUGGCGCUGUGCGAGGAUGGCGGGAAUGUCCUUGAACUAGAGACGGCGAAACAAGCCGACAGUCUGAGGGGGAGUGUGUUGAUGCAUAUUCGUUUGCACGUCAUCCUGUC